CGCUAUGAUGUCCUUACAGAGCAGGAAGAAGAAGACCUAUGUUGGUUCCAGGGUUGACAUAACUGUUCAAACUGUCCAGCUGAGCCUUAGUGCAUAUUUAUUUCACACUACAGGAGGCGUUUUUAUAUCGAAAAGGAGGAUUUACAGCAGCCAGUAAACCGGCAGAUUUCUCCAUGUUUCCUUCUAGCAGGUGUUCACUUCAAGCGCGGAGGUGUGUACGUGCACUGAAAGCAGUUCAGACGGAGUGGGUGGCUCCGCAGGUCUACACAAGGCGAUGCUCUUCUACUUCCGUGCCCCGAAUUACAUCCCAUUACACCAUCUAUCCUCGAGACAAGGAUCCACGAUGGGAAGGUAUGGAAAUGGAGCGCUUUGCAGAUGAGGCGGAUGUUGUGAUCGUGGGCGGCGGCCCUGCCGGUCUGUCAGCAGCCAUCCGACUGAAGCAGCUGGCCAAUCAGCACGAGAAGGAGCUGCGCGUGUGUGUGGUGGAGAAGGCAUCACAGAUCGGCGCUCACACACUCUCCGGGGCCUGCUUAGAACCCAGUGCUCUCAGUGAGCUCUUUCCAGACUGGAAGGAGAGAGGGGCGCCAUUCAACACACAGGUUACUGAAGACAGAUUUGCUAUUCUGACAAAAAAAUACAGAAUCCCUGUGCCAAUACUUCCAGGUCUCCCGAUGAAUAACCACGGGAACUACAUAGUGCGUCUUGGUCACUUUGUGCGCUGGCUGGGUGAGCAGGCUGAAGAACUCGGGGUCGAGCUGUAUCCGGGCUACGCUGCAGCCGAGGUGUUGUUUCAUGAGGAUGGAAGUGUGAAAGGAAUCGCCACCAAUGAUGUCGGGAUCGCCAAAGAUGGCUCUCCUAAGGACGUGUUUGAACGAGGCAUGGAGCUCCACGCUAAGGUCACUCUGUUUGGAGAAGGAUGUCACGGUCACCUAUCCAAGCAACUCUACAAACAGUUCAACCUGAGGGAGAACUGCCAGCCGCAGACCUACGCCAUCGGCCUCAAAGAGCUGUGGAUUAUUGAUGAGAAGAAAUGGCGCCCGGGUCGGGUGGAACACACUGUGGGCUGGCCUCUGAACAGAAACACGUAUGGAGGCUCUUUCCUCUACCACCUGAAUGAAGGAGAGCCACUGGUGGCCCUGGGCUUUGUGGUGGGUUUGGACUACACUAACCCUUACCUGAGCCCGUUCAGAGAGUUCCAGCGCUGGAAGCAUCACCCGUCCGUGGCCUCCACUCUGGAGGGAGGAAACAGGAUAGCUUACGGUGCCAGAGCUCUAAAUGAAGGAGGACUCCAGUCUAUACCUAAGCUGACAUUCCCUGGUGGUGCUCUGAUUGGCUGCAGCCCGGGCUUCAUGAAUGUCCCCAAGAUCAAAGGAACACACACGGCCAUGAAGAGCGGCAUGCUGGCAGCAGAGGCCAUCUUUAACAAACUGACAGACGAGAACCUGCAGUCCGAGACAGCAGGUAUCCACGUUCCUGAGUACGAGGAAAAUUUGAAGAAUUCCUGGGUCUGGAAGGAGCUGCAUGCCGUGAGGAACAUUCGGCCAUCGUUCCACAAUUACUUCGGGCUGUAUGGAGGGAUGCUAUACACUGGAAUCUUCUACUGGAUACUGAGGGGAAAAGAGCCAUGGACACUUAAACACUCUGGUAUGGACUCUGCCCAGUUGAAGCCAGCGAAAGAGUGCACACCCAUCGAGUAUCCGAAGCCUGAUGGGAAAAUCAGCUUCGAUCUCUUGUCGUCGGUGGCUCUGAGCGGCACCAAUCACGAGCACGACCAGCCUCCUCACCUCACGCUGAAGGAUGACAGCGUUCCAGUAGCGCAGAAUCUCGCCAUCUACGACGGCCCUGAACAGAGGUUUUGUCCUGCAGGUGUGUAUGAGUUUGUUCCCCUGGAGUCAGGUGACGGUAUGAGGCUACAGAUCAACGCGCAGAACUGUGUGCACUGUAAGACAUGUGAUAUCAAAGAUCCCAGCCAGAACAUCAACUGGGUCGUUCCUGAGGGAAGCGGAGGACCAGCCUACAAUGGCAUGUGAUCAUGUGUUAUGUUAAAUUUCUUGAGAUUUUAUUCAGGCAUAACACACACACACACACACACACAAACACACACAAACACACACAAUAUCUUACAGAAAAAAAAAAGUAAUUUUUCCAAUGUGCCUACAGAUCAGAAUAUUCCCAUAGCUACCAUUAUGGGAACUAAUGUGUGUAAUUAUUAAUUAUGGCAUUAAUUAUGUUUAAUGUUCAAAGUGUACGGUUUGAAAGCCUACUGAAACAGAUUUCAGUAAGACUUUUAUAUAAAAGGUUAAUAUGUUUGACCAAGUAAGGUGACAUGGAGUUUGUCUGUAAACGCACAAGUGCAAAUAUGGGCUAAAGCUCAUAGGUGAGGUAUCAGCAUGUUAUAUUAGCUAGUUAACAGCAGUAUUGUAUAUGUCAAUGUCAAACUGGUAGAAUAAAUUAAUUUUACCAAACCUUAA
Molecule: messenger RNA, 2471 nt
Organism: Pangasianodon hypophthalmus (striped catfish)
Lineage: Eukaryota; Metazoa; Chordata; Actinopteri; Siluriformes; Pangasiidae
Gene: etfdh
Product: electron transfer flavoprotein dehydrogenase
Exons: 13
Coding region: 174-2030 (618 amino acids)
Biological process (GO): electron transport chain
Cellular component (GO): mitochondrial inner membrane
Molecular function (GO): iron-sulfur cluster binding; electron-transferring-flavoprotein dehydrogenase activity
Source: RefSeq, a predicted model, not a curated record